This is a messenger RNA of Symbiodinium pilosum, 1383 nucleotides long. NCBI's taxonomy places the organism in Eukaryota, Dinophyceae, Suessiales, Symbiodiniaceae. The record is from the annotation of a GenBank genome assembly.
AUGGACGCCUUUGCCUCUCAGAGUCAUGCUUGGAGCCUUGACGACAUUGUAUUCCUUCCAGGUUCUGGAAGUGAAAAAAGUCCUAACCUGUCGUGCCGCAUCACAAAGAACAUGAAGCUGGGCAGGCCGGUGAUGAGCGGCCCGAGCCAGAUUUCAGAGGAAGGCAUGGCCAUGAGCUUGGCGCUUGAGGGUGGCCUCGGAAUCAUCCACAGGCACAUGCCGAUAGCUACACAAGCCCUCAAAGUUCGACGGGUGAAGCAAUAUCAUUCGGGUUUCAUCUUGAACCCGACUUGCGUGGCACCGAAGACGACCCUGCAGAAGGCAAGGAGCAUUCAGGCUGAACUGGGAUGCAGCAGCCUCCCAGUCACGGAAAACGGCAGGAUGGGUGGGCGCUUGGUCGGCUUGGUCACCAAAAGAGACCUUGAAGGGCAGCAGGGGAACCUCCAGGUGGCUUCAGUCAUGAACCGUGACGUGGUCUUCGCGCAAGAGCCCGUCACUCUGAAGGAUGCCUGCAUGCACAUGCAGCAAGCGAAGGUUUCCAAGCUUCCCGUGCUCAACAAGGACAUGGAGCUGGUAGCUUUGCUUUGUCGUGGUGAUAUCAAGAUUGCGCAGCAGCAUCCGACAGCAUCAAGAGAUGCUAACAGGCAGCUCAUGGUUGCUGCUGCCGUGUCUGCGCAUGAACCAGAUGGUUGGGAACGCGUCAAGGCCAUGGUGGAGGCUGGUGCCGACAUUUUGAGCCUUGACGUAGACGAAGGCAUCGAUCAGUAUGUUGUUGCGUUUCUGAAGCAGAUGAAGGACCUGUUUGCCGGAAUCGACGUGAUCGUCGGUCCAGUCAACUGCCUCAGUCAGGCGACACUGCUUUGUGAACAUGGCGCAGAUGCCGUGCGAGUUGGAAAUGCUGCUGGGGCAGAGGCCACCACAAUCUACGAACUCUCAAGGACCCUUCGCACAACCUUUGGGGUGCCUGUCAUUGCCGAUGUGCAGGCACGUGAUUCUGGGCAGAUUCUAAAGGCAUUGCUACUUGGUGCAAAUGCUGUCUGUCUCGACGCUAUGCUUGGGCGAUGUGAGGAGGCUUGCGGUCUUCACAUCAUGCGGGAAGGUGUGCGCAUCAGAGUUGAGCCCCAGGAAGGAAAUCGGCCAGUUGCGAGCGGUGUGCCGUCAACGGUGGUGGACAGAGGUUCAGCCCUGACAUUCCUUCCUUUCCUUUUCAACCAGCUGCGUCGCAGCCUUCAGGAUCUCGACAUUGACUCGAUCGGUGACAUCUCGAAGGCACUUGAGCAGGGCAAGCUUCGCCUCGAAGCUCAGACGCCAAACUUUGAAGCCUCAUGGCAGGCACCCAAAAUGCAUCCCAUCAUCGUUGGAUCACUCCACUCCAUCCCCUGA